Anopheles coustani is the source of this 797-nucleotide messenger RNA. RefSeq lists its product as uncharacterized. Lineage: Eukaryota; Metazoa; Arthropoda; Insecta; Diptera; Culicidae. The record is from RefSeq and is a predicted model, not a curated record. The coding region runs from base 128 to 571 and encodes 147 amino acids. The transcript has 3 exons.
CCAAACCAGAGAAGCUGUAGCGCUUAUUUACAUUCCGUCGCCUCCGUUGUGUUUUACUACGGGCGGGUUAUUACAUUCCCAAAAUUACAUUCCGUCCCUAAUCUGUGCGUGAAGUAGUGUACCGACGAUGGAUUAUUCCAAACUAAUUGCUUUUAUUGUGCUUUUUGUUGGGCUGCUCAGCGAAUGCAGCGCUCACGAAUGCUACGUUUGCUCGAACCAGACCGGAAAUACGGACAAAUGUUUGAACACGGUUAAAAUAUGCGAGCAAGGAGAGGACGCCUGCCUGACGGAAAUUAGAUGGGGCAGCACGCCAUACUUUUCGCUCGGUGCCCAGAAGCAGUUCUACGUUUCGAAACGGUGCGCCAAGAAGGAGAUUUGUCAACGCAUUCGUACCAAACACAUGCCGUACUGCACACAUAUUUGGUACGAAGACUGGACCUGCUCUGCCUGCUGUUUGGGCGAUCGCUGCAACUAUUACGUGAUUAGCGCUGCACCCUCGAUAACAAUGUCAGCAUUUCUUGCAGUUAUCGCAACAGUUGGUUUGCUGACGCGCACCAUUCUAUGGAGCUGAAACGUAUGAGCGUCUUGGAGUAGUUGAUAUCAGUAAAGGAGUACUGCGUGAAGAAGUGCGUGAAGAAGUGUGCCUACCACAGCCGUAGCUAUGUAACGAGAGCCGAAUAAGUGAAUCUCUAGGAAUUACAGUUUCUGUGCCGUCCUAAUUUUGUCAUCUACGAAUCCGUCCAAUUUUAUCAUAGACAACAUCAUGUAACAUUGUUGAAAUAUACAUUACAUUGUAA